Ilex paraguariensis (yerba mate) is the source of this 516-nucleotide messenger RNA. NCBI's taxonomy places the organism in Eukaryota, Viridiplantae, Streptophyta, Magnoliopsida, Aquifoliales, Aquifoliaceae. The record is from the annotation of a GenBank genome assembly.
AUGGAGACUGCUCUUCUACCUCUCCUCCUUACCUUCUUCUCCUGCAUGGCCUCAUCAGCAAGAAUGUUGAGCGCCGCCUACGUCUACAACCCAUCGCCACCGCGCCCGUCGUGGGAGCAAAUAGAGAUAAACAACCUGAACAAUUCAGUGGCUAUCGUAUCGUGUGGUCCGGAUGCUCAAGGGGAGGGGCAUGUAGUGGCUACACUAAAUCCUCAGCAGACUAUGAACUGGACAACAUAUGUCACAUACCCAUUUAAACCAAAUACCUUGGCUUGUUUCGUAUCAUUCUACGGCGAUCCGAGCAAAUUCGUUAGCGAGUGGACAAAUGAAAAGGGGUUUUUCUGUGCCUUUCCUCGACGUAUAUGUGGGUAUGAUUGUAAGUUCAGAAUAAUGGAUGAUGAGAGAUAUGAAGUUUAUGAUCAACGUCAAAAGAGAUGGACCACUGGUUUGCAUUCGGGAAACAAGACAGAAGCCAUUAAAGCUUGUAAAAGUCAAAGUCAUGACUCUAUUUCCUAA